UUGCUUGGUGUGGCCGGAGAUUGUGUACAUCGUGUAAAUGUGAACCUAUAUCCUACAUUCAGAUCAAGUUUGUGUUUGUAUUCUUCUUUUACUUAGUAAACCCAUCAUUGUAGAUGUAGAUGUAAACAUGUUUAUAUCCAUGAGUAUGCACGGGCUUAUAUUAUUGCAUUUAGAUGUACAUUCCUGAACAUUGGUGUAUACAUCUUCAAGUGUGUGCUGUCAAACUAGUUAAGAGUGUAAGACUUCACAUACAUAAAAUAAAAUGAUCGUUGUUGGCCUCAAAAGUGUUACGGUGAAUGCCGAUUGUCCACGACUCCUCGACAUUCAACAGGACUGAGUCAGUAGAGUUAGUCAGAUCAUACAGAAUAUACAGUUGACUCCAUACCAGUGUAAUAUACUCCAACAUAGUUCAGUACAAGAAUAAAAAUCAUUCAGAACAAGUCUAAAGUAUAAAGAAAGAACGGUUUCAUAUCAUAUGCACGUUCAAGUACUUAAAAGUUGAUCAAAUUUUUGUGGAUAAAAGUAUUUUUUAUACAACAUCGAUUUUUUUUAUUGAAAAUAAAGAUUUUCGAAUUGUUAAAUAAAUGUUGAAGCUUCAGAAGACAUUUAGUAAUUCAAUAUUGAGUGCUGAAGGGAUACAGGAUAUUAGUUGUCAUGAAUAGUAAACAUUAUUUAAACGUUGGAGCCAUUGAAAAUCGUCAUCUUAAAAGCAUGACAAUUAUAUCUUGCAGUAUGUUUGCAGUAGUAGACGUUCAAUGACCUAGGUAUAGAGAGAGAGAUGGCGAUAGAAAUAUCUUUUUUAAUAAUUAAGCAUUAUAUUUAUGUAUGUUAAGAAAUAAUUGAAAGGAAAUACGAAAUAAACAGAUAAAUAUUUUUUAAAGUUAUAUUAAACUGAAUUAUUAAGAAGUGUUAUCAUAUACAAAUUCUAAUGAGUAAAAGUUUGAAUAAUUCAUAAGUAAAUAAUAUCUAAACAUGGAAAAAAUGUCAACACAGUGUAGAUAUUUUGUGCAACAUGCUUGGAAGCAAAAUCUUUGUGCCAAUUGUUUUGAAACACGUGAAGAACAUGAAAGAGCUUUAAAAGAACGUUUAAAAAAGUGCAAUGUGUCAACAGUAUCGUCAACUACAAAAAACAGUCAAAGUAUACAGAGUAUCUUGAGACGGAACCGCAAUGACACUCAACUUUCAUCAGACUUGCAAAGAAAAAACGUCGCUUUCCUAGAUUCUCUAACUGAGGUUAUCGGUUAUGGCGGUGAUGAUAACUAUGACGAAGGUUCCGAUAAUGAAGAAUGCCUUAAAUCUAAUGAUACAGUAGAUAAAAUAAAAAUAUUAGAAGAAUUUGUGCCAGAUAGUGAAGAAGAUCGAGCUUUAAAUAAUCUUACUCGAGAGAAUACAAACUUUAACAGAAUAAUAGAAAACCUCACUAAUUCGCCUUUACCAGAAGUUAGUUCUACAAAUGUAAAUAAUAAAACCAACGAACUAUCAUCUAAGACCUUUGGUAAUCUAAUGCUUGGGAAUAUUAAGAAAAAUACAGAUGGUAAAAAAACGACAUUAAUUGUGUCAGUAACUCCAUUUCAAUCAGAGUCUUCCGCAAAGAGUGAGCAUGGCUUUAUAAGAAAACAAUCAGAAAAUAGAAUAAUUACAAAAGAAUCAAAAGAUAUUAUAGUUGAUGUUAAUAAUGACCAUAAAUUGAAUAAUAUUACUUGUGAAAAUAUUUCUUCAAAUAAUUAUCAAUUGAAAGAUUCUAAAAAGCCAUUGUUAAGUAGUCCAUUAAAACCAAUUAGUGAUAAAGUUAAAAACAAAAAUAUAGAAAUUAAACCAUUAAGAACAAAUUUAUCAAAAAAUAAUAUUAAUAAUAAUAACAUUGGAAAUGAUAAACAAUCCAAUUGUGAUAACACUUUGUCAAUUAUUUCUGAAAAAAAGAAAGUUGAUGAAAAUAGUAAUAUCCAUGACGUAAUAUUAUAUAAUAAACCAGCGGUCAAUUUAGAAACCGAAGUAAAAAAGAUUAUUCCAGAAUUAGAACCAUAUGCGAGUGAAAAAAAAUUAGUGGAUGAAUUAAUUCCACCGAUAAGUAAUGAAAAUCUGAUAUCAGGUAUUAAUAACCAAGACAAUAAUGAUAACUGUGAUGAAACAUGCAAUAAAGUUGAAAUAUUAGAGACAACGUCUGAUUCUAGUGAGGCUUUACUUGCUAAUGAUGAUAAUGAUAACUCGUCUACGCUAAUAGCAAUGCCUCGAAGCUCAUUUCUUCACGGGAAAAUUGAUCUAAAGUCAGAACCUCAAAAAACAGAAAUGUUUGAUAUCAAAUCUUCUACUGAUGACAUUACCAAGCUAUCAGAAGAAUCGUCAAAAAAUAUUUAUGUUGAUCAAUUAGAUGAUCAAUCAAUUACUGAGUCAUUAAUGACUAAUUCAGAUAAGCAGAAAAAUUUUCAUCUAGACGAAUAUCAAAUGAAUGAUGAUAAAAAUGUGCCAAAAUUUUCUGAAUCAUCAAAUUAUUCAUCACAAGAAAAUUCUCUGAGCUCAGUAUAUACAAGAAAACCUGUAUCCAAUAUCAAAUCCGACUGUCCAGUAGUUAGGGAGAAAGAAAAAAGGGAAAGAAAUCAUUUAUGUAAUCAAAAAUUGGCUAAAAGUGAUGAUGAAUCAUUAAACCAAUAUGAUUCAAAUAUUUCUAAUGAUAUUAAUGAGAAAACUGAUUCACUUAGAUCUCAAGAAUGUAGCUCUUUGUCUGAUACCGAAUGCAGUUUAGCAUAUUACUCAACUGAUCCACAAUCAGAUAUUGAAAAUCUCCGAGUGAAUAAGAAGAAAAGUAAGACUCAAUACUUUUUGAAAAAAUUUUUACGCAUCGGUGCUUCAAGACGAGAAGUAAAUUUAGUAACCAAUUCGUUUCAUAAAGAAACUGAUAAUUCUUUGACUACAUCAUCACAAUUAUCAUCAUCAUCAACAUCUUCAUCAUCUCAUGUAAAACCAAGACCUAAAAUUAGUCAUCCUCAUAAGCUUGAUGGAACUUCUGUGCAGGUCUUACGUCACAAGAAGCUUGUGAGUGAUUUGAGCGAGCUUUCACGGAUUUCUAAUGCUAAAAAUUUCGAUCAUGCUGAUAACUUUGAUUCUAAAACGCUUACAGCUCACUUAAAAGAUCCAUUAUCUACUAAUAAGUCACAGUUACCAGAAUCUAACUGCUUAAAAUCACUAGAAAAUAAUUCAAGUACUUUAUUGCCAUCAUCAUAUAGUGAUCAAGAAGAUUCUGAAUUAUCUAAUAUACUUAAAGAAGCUGAUAAUCCUUCAUGGAGGUCCCUUACCUCAGGCUUGAAGAUGAAAAACUUUACAAAUGAGUCAGUUUUUGUUGAUUCUGGUAAAUUUCGCUCAAUACAAUGCAAUUAGAACAAAGCCGUUGAUAGAGGUAUAAUAUAAUAUUGUAUAAAAAAUCAGCCUUUAAAUUUUGUUUAUUGAAUUUAACGCUAUUUUCAAUCUUA
This is a messenger RNA of Chelonus insularis, 3464 nucleotides long. Its product is annotated as dentin sialophosphoprotein. The record is from RefSeq and is a predicted model, not a curated record. Lineage: Eukaryota; Metazoa; Arthropoda; Insecta; Hymenoptera; Braconidae. Bases 973 to 3372 code for a protein of 799 amino acids. The transcript is spliced from 5 exons.